Messenger RNA from Myxocyprinus asiaticus (Chinese sucker), 504 nucleotides. Its product is annotated as mitochondrial pyruvate carrier 1. The record is from RefSeq and is a predicted model, not a curated record. Gene Ontology annotation, biological process: pyruvate import into mitochondria. Gene Ontology annotation, cellular component: mitochondrial inner membrane. Lineage: Eukaryota; Metazoa; Chordata; Actinopteri; Cypriniformes; Catostomidae. The coding region runs from base 118 to 447 and encodes 109 amino acids. The transcript has 4 exons.
AGUAAUUCUUUUGCGCGUCACUGUCUGUCCUCUAAUAUUAAACCCAACGCAGAUCUGCAGCUGACAUAUCAGAACAGAGAGACUCUUUUCCAAGUUAAAAUCAUCAUCUGAUCGAUCAUGGCGGGAACUGUGGCGCGUAAAGCGGUGGAUUAUUUGCGCAGUAAAGAUUUCAGAGAAUAUCUCAUGAGGUCACAUUUCUGGGGUCCUGUGGCAAACUGGGGUCUGCCCAUCGCUGCUAUCUCUGACAUGAAGAAGAGUCCAGAGAUCAUCAGCGGCAGAAUGACUUUUGCUCUCACCUGUUACUCACUCUUGUUCAUGAGGUUUGCCUACAAGGUGCAACCCAGAAACUGGCUUCUGUUUGCCUGCCAUUUAACCAAUGAAACAGCACAACUCAUCCAGGGCAGCAGACUCAUCAAAUACAACAUGGAGAAGAAGUUGGCCAAAUGAUGGAGGUUUCUGUUCACAUCCUGCUUUUAGCAAGAUCAAUAAAGCUGUAUCACAACA